Molecule: messenger RNA, 3137 nt
Organism: Phragmites australis (common reed)
Lineage: Eukaryota; Viridiplantae; Streptophyta; Magnoliopsida; Poales; Poaceae
Product: casein kinase 1-like protein 3
Exons: 16
Coding region: 196-1581 (461 amino acids)
Biological process (GO): endocytosis; signal transduction; peptidyl-serine phosphorylation
Cellular component (GO): nucleus; cytoplasm
Molecular function (GO): ATP binding; protein serine/threonine kinase activity
Source: RefSeq, a predicted model, not a curated record
GCCGAGAGGACAGGCCACUGGACUUGGGAGCGGCGCAGCGCGACGGUCUAUUCUCCACCCGCUGCCGCAGGCCGACGUCGGCGCCAAGCAAUCGGAGCCCCGGGGCCCAACGCGACGCCUCCGCUUCUAUAACCAACCCCAAGGUCAGUCCUUGAAUUCCCCCGGGGUGUUGGCCUCGCCUCGCGCGCCGGGGAGAUGGACCGCAUCGUCGCCGCCAAGUUCAAGCUCGGCCGGAAGAUCGGCUGCGGCUCCUUCGGCGAGAUCUACCUCGGUCACCGAUUCUCUCUCUCUCUUCCAAUUCCUUCCGCGUCUCGUCACGCUUUACACCGUGCCGACGAUUUUGCUGCUGCUGUUUCAGCUACGCACGUGGACACCUACGAGAUCGUCGCCGUGAAGAUUGAGAGUAGCAAGACGAAGCAUCCCCAGUUGUUUUACGAGGCAAAGCUCUACAACGCUCUCCAAGGGGGAAGUGGCAUUGCAAACGUUAAGUGGUGUGGUGUAGAUGGAGAAGAAAAUGUUCUUGUCAUUGAUUUGCUGGGUCCAAGCCUGGAGGAUCUGUUUGUCUACUGUGGCAGGAAGUUCUCGCUGAAGACUGUCCUAAUGUUGGCAGAUCAGAUGGUUACAAGAAUAGAGUUUAUGCAUUCCAAAGGUUACUUACACAGAGACAUUAAACCAGACAACUUUCUGAUGGGUCUUGGUCGGAAAGCAAAUCAGGUAUACAUAAUUGAUUUUGGGCUUGCAAAAAGAUACCGGGAUUCCACUACGAAUCGCCAUAUUCCUUACAGAGAAAACAAGAACUUAACUGGCACUGCACGCUAUGCAAGCUGCAAUACCCAUCUGGGAAUUGAACAAAGUCGCAGGGAUGAUUUGGAAUCUCUUGGCUAUGUUCUUCUGUAUUUUCUCCGAGGAAGCCUCCCUUGGCAGGGACUAAAGGCUGCAACAAAGACGCAGAAGUAUGACAAGAUAUGUGAGAAAAAGAUAUCAACUCCUAUUGAGGUCUUAUGCAAAUCCUGUCCGGUGGAAUUUGCGUCUUACCUCCAUUACUGCCAUUCAUUGACAUUUGAUCAGCGCCCUGACUAUGCAUUUGUGAAGCGCCUUUUUCGUGACUUGUUUACCCGCCAAGGUUAUGAGUUUGAUUAUGUCUUUGACUGGACAGUUUUGAAAUAUAAACAAGGCCAAAAACAAAAGCAUGGUCCUGGGGCACCUAUUACUCGACCAAUCCCAACAGAUGUCCACAAACAAGCAGGUGUAAAUGGUGUUUUUCAUCAUAACGAAGCACAGGCGCAUGUGGGGACAAACCAUCCAGCAGGGACAGCUACACAGUUGCAAGGCAAACAGACAACUGACAAAGAUCCCAAUUCAAGUGGCCAGCCUCCCCAGAACCUUAGACAAGACAUGGAUGCUGGAAAAGCGCAGCUGACAACGUCUGUUGCUCUUCCUAGUUCCUGGUGGAGAGAUAAUGGUAGUUCAAGACAAAUAGGGCAGUUUGAUGCUUUUCAUCAUAAUCAGGGUUUUGUGAGCAUGACUAGCUCAUCAAGCAAUUGGCUUCCUACAUUCCAGCACAAUGCCCCAGCAAAGUGACAGAUCAUCUCUCUUGUGGAGCAAAGAGGAAAUGCUUAGAGUCAGAGACCCCUGUUCUCUUGAGGUGGUGAUUUGGAGUCAAGUAUCACAAAGUCAAUGUAGACAUAAUGAUGUCUAAUGUAUGUUAGUAAGGUGUGGUUACUGAUGCGUUGGAUGAUGAUGCUACCUGCUAAUUAUGCAAGCAUUAGGUACUGAAGAAGCUCAACUGAACAGGAGCAGAGUACGUUCCUCUUAAGUAGAUGUUGUCUACAUUGGGAUAUCCAGAGCAUAUUAAGCAGGUCGCUGUGGAAUGGUUCAAGUAGUAGCCAAAGAAAAGGCACGAAGGGGGGUGAGGUAAUUGAAGACAUGGGAGGUGCUAUAAUCACUUAUCUUAUUCUGGCAGUGUAAGUUUCCAAUUCUUCUGGAGUUCUGGUGAAGCUUUAGAAAAACUUGCUUCUGGUGAAGUGUCUACUUUGAUGGAACAUAGUUUCAUUAGAACGAGUAACUAAUGUUUGAGCUUUGGAUCUUAGGUAUAGUGUCCAAUUCGCUGGUUUGCUAGCACAAAAUUGACUCAGGAUAGUUAAUGAAACUUUCUGGCACUCCAAGUUUCCAUGUCAAUAGCAUAAGAAAAUUUCUUGAGACUAUCUUGUCGUGUUGGCCAUCCAGCCGUUGGAGUUGGGAGUCACAACUUAGUUACUUGCUUGGUUGUGUUGUCGUGCUGUAUCAUUUCGUCAGGCCUUAGGUACGGAGGAAAAUCACUUUUCUAGUGCUACGUGGCAUACUCCAUCUCGGGUAACUUGAUUGUUUAUGAUGUAUCAAACAUCUUGUUUGUCAGUUGAAAAGGAAAAUGAAAUAAAAUAAACCAGUCUGUCAGUCAGAUUUUGCUAUCUUAUUCCUGUGUAUUUAUCUCCGGUAACUUCAUUGUUUAUGAGUACCAAAUACCUUGUUGCUAGCACCGUGUGAAUAUCGUGGUAUAAUGUUUUUCCAAUGCCUUGAACAUAGGCUGCAUUCAUGUCUCUUGAAUUGUGGAUCACUUAUAAGUUACUGACGGUCGAGAUGCAGUCAUUUUGUAUAUGCAGUUAUCAGUUGCGUACAUUUUCAUUGUUUGCUGUCACUAGCUAUGUACGCUGCCCGAAUGGCUCCUUUGCUGUCUUGAUCUGCACCUUGCCAUGCCAUCGGAGUUUUCGCGGUAGCAAAGAGAAGGUGCUCGGCAGGAACAGAGAAACUGUUAUGUUAGUUUGUAGCGCAAGUGCAGUUUUAUUUAUUGUGCUAGUGACUGUUAUUCUCAAUGCAGCCUAUCUUCUGUGCCAUUCGCCACUUGGAGCAUUUCCGAUGUCCAUGCUAAUGGUUUGCCGGAAGCACUGUAUUUAUCCUUUGUUCUCUGGUACCUUCCUAUGUGUUCUCCUCUGACCUAUAUCUAUGCACAGGGGCGGACCCAUGUUAGAGCUAGAGGGUGUAUAAGAUACUGUAAUUUUUUAUUUUUCAGUUAUUCAUCAUAUGUAUCAGUUAUAUAUGAUAUCUUCUAGUCUAAUAAAUGAGACACUCGAACAUCUAGUUUAACAAGUGGGACACCCUAA